Molecule: messenger RNA, 744 nt
Organism: Lathyrus oleraceus (garden pea)
Lineage: Eukaryota; Viridiplantae; Streptophyta; Magnoliopsida; Fabales; Fabaceae
Exons: 2
Coding region: 1-744 (247 amino acids)
Source: RefSeq, a predicted model, not a curated record
AUGGAAGAAGACCAAAACUAUAAGCCACUCAAAGAGUUUUCCCUAUCCUCUAAAGAAGAGCCUCAUUCAAGUAUUUUCAACCCAACUAUUACAGCUAAUAACUUUGCAUUGAAUCCUGCUUUGUUACAAAUCGUGCAACAGAACCAGUUUGCUGGUCUCCAAAUAGAGAACCCAAACCAGCACAUAAAAGUAUUCAUUCAACUAGAUGACGCACUAAAAUACAAUAACAUUACUCCUGAGAAAGUAUUCCUUGCUAGAUACUUUCCACCUAGUAAGACCGCCGUCCUACGUAACCAAAUUACAAGAUUUACUCAACUGGAUGGUGAGUCUCUCCUCGAUGCCGGGGAAAGGUACAAGGAGCUAUUAAGAGCUUGUCCACAUCAUGGAUUAGAACAAUGGCUAAUUAUCCACACCUUAUACAAUGGACUUCUCUACAACACUAAGAUGACUAUCGACGCUGCCGCCAGUGGCGCGCUAAUUAUCAAACCUUACCCUAAAGCAUGCACACUCUUUGAGGACGUGGCUCAAAACCAUUACCAAUGGGGUACAAAGAAUGCACAAGUAGAGAAGAAAGAGACUGAAGGAGGUAUAUACGAGGUUAGCAGCCUUGACCAUAUGAAUGCCAAAAUGGACGCCCUAACCCAAAAAGUCGAAAGCUUAGUCAUAAACCCUACAACUAUCGUAGCUUCAGUGCAACCCGGAUGCAAAAUCUAUGGAACACCAGGACAUGUGAUUGCUGAAUGA